Molecule: messenger RNA, 4017 nt
Organism: Daphnia magna
Lineage: Eukaryota; Metazoa; Arthropoda; Branchiopoda; Diplostraca; Daphniidae
Exons: 7
Coding region: 274-3672 (1132 amino acids)
Biological process (GO): regulation of telomere maintenance via telomerase; telomere capping
Cellular component (GO): nuclear telomere cap complex
Molecular function (GO): G-rich strand telomeric DNA binding; telomerase inhibitor activity
Source: RefSeq, a predicted model, not a curated record
ACCCGUCGCUUGGCCUUAUCAUUCAUUUUGUUAUUCACUUUAUCAUAGGCGACUGCGAGUAGGCGACUCGGCAUCGUUAACAUACCUUGUCUUUUUUUAAUGUGGCAACACGUCGUCAGAGAAAUCAAAGGAAGCUACAAGAAAUACAAACCGAUACAAACCAAUGUAUCAGAUACACAAUAUUUGCUGUCUGAAGCGUUCAACGAUUGAAUUGUUCAAAUUGUUUGGCAUCUAUUUUUUUAACUGAAACGCUUUUAAACAUCUGUAUGUAAAAUGAGGGCUAAUUGUUUGGAGGUUAAUCAGGCAGCUUACAUCACACUUAAGGCUGCACUGAAAACAUUAGAUCCUGAUGUAAUGAGGCAAAUCUGUUCUGUCAAAUCCAUCAUUUCUUCAGUAGACAUGUCACUGGUAUCCAAACAGAUAAACUUCAUUAAAACAGGGAAUAAAGGAAUCUUUAUGGGUAUUUGGGUUAACCAGCUGUAUUACAACAACACAAAAUCGUAUAAAUUGACAAUAGAUGAAAUAUCGGAAAAUGGUAUAAUAGGUUCUAGAUUUUUUCUAACUCUGCAUUCCAAAGUUGCUGAGGAAUGGCACAACAAUGCUACAGUUAAAUCCAUAACAAAAGGGGCUGGAAAAGGCCUUAUCAUCUUUCAACCAGACAUCCCUUACCAAAUUAAGAGUCAAAACAUUGAAUUUCAUUUAACGAUUCCUUCAGCAAGUGGUCCUUGGAUGAAGGUCAUGAAUUACUUCAGCUCUUAUGUUGAGGCUAAAUCUGAACAAUAUGUGUACACAAGUCUUUUUGAUGCUGAAAAAUGUAUGGUCAUGAAACAGCAACAGAGAAUGAAGUGUCACCUCUACGCAGUUAUACAUUCAAUCAUCUUCAAACCAAAAGAAGGCAGGCAGGGAAAAGGGCAAAGCAUGUACGUCGUUGUUGAUCCUUCAUGUUACGAAGACAUGAUCAAGCAACGAGAGUACUGUAUGCACGUUUUCACUUCUUCGCUUGCAGCUUUUCCAAAGAUUGAAAUUGGUGAUAUUAUUCGCCUACACCGCGCUUGGGCUGAAAUCCGACCAAGAGAUGGACUUCCUGAUUUCCGUGUUUUCCGUGAAGAUGACUUGGUGAUAUUUCCAUGGAAUGAAGAAGAAAGACCGCGCUGUUCGGCUAAUCGUUUCAUUUUCACAGAAGAGGAUAUUGAACAUGUAAAGUACUUGAAAAGGUGGUCAUUAGAACGAUACCGACAGCAAAAAGAUAUGCACCAAAUAACUGGGGAAGCGACGGAUAAAAACCCUAUUACCCUAAGUGAUAUCAAACCGAACGAGAACUUCAAUCUGUCGUGUCGUGUCGUAAAGUUUUUCGAUGAGGACCCUGGUGUAGCAAUUUGGGUUGAAGAUGGAACACGUUGCUCACUUACAACAGUUAGCGAUGCAAAUAUCGAGCCGUAUGAUUCGCAACAAACGCAACUAGUUGACCAAGGUUGCUCCCGCAUCUGCAUCCGUUGCUCCAAGCUUCUACUUGGAUCUAUACAAUUGGAGCCGCAAAUGCUUCUCUAUUUGAGAGAGGUUGCACCUACUGUUCAAAUGGCUCUGGACAUCGCCGUAGCGCAGUUCGAAAUUAAAGGGGCCAUCGAGCUGCUUCCUCUGAAUACUAGAUAUCAUAAAUCAUUGAUGCAACGACUGGAAAAAGUUACAACAGAAGUGUUUCAGACGGAAACCGUAGAAGUUGAAAAAAACUUAGUGGAAUUGGGAGAUGAAAUGGAGCAACAACCAGCUGAAAAUCGGCCAAACGGAGGCGAAUCUGUUAGCAGUCCGCCUGAAAAAGGUUUUGCUCCCAGUCCUGCCAUUGAAAUCGCCGAUAUGGUUGUUGAUCUGAUUCCUCAUCCGAUUCAACCUGCGAUUGCCCCAAAUGCAAGGGAUAGCACAGAUGUACAGAAAGAUCACAUUGCGUCAUCUGGCGAAGGCUCAACCGACAGGGCAAUGAAAGAAAUCCCAAGUGAUUUUUUCGAACCCUUCUCACCUCCGAGGCAAGAACUAAUUCGCCAAGAUUUUGAGCGGGAAAAACAUCGUUUACGUCUUUUAAUUGACCCAGCACUCGAGGAGCUUCCAAAUUUUGAAGUCUCACAAGUGAUCAGCCGUCGGUCAGUUAAGUCCCAAAAUUUAGCAUCCUUGGAAGACAUGACGUUUAGCCAAGUAGUGGCUAGCACUCAGAAACCCCCACGAUACCAAAGCGACACGGAAGAAUCAAAUGAUGCAGAUCAAUCUUCGCUUUCAGCCUCGCUCGGAAUUCGUAAUGCACAGCAGAUUUUAAGCCCCGCGGAGUCUCAGACCUCUGUUGAUGCGAAAAAGGGUGAAAUUAAGAACCUGUCACAAUCUCCAGCCUUCCAGAAACAUAGCCGUGAGACCCGCUCAGCUUCACGUAGCAUCAGUCCACAUCCAGCCUUUCGUGCCGUCAAUGAAGUGCUUGAAAUCAAAACAAACUGUCGCUCAAAGACGGACGAAUUAAGUGGAAGUGAAAAUCAGAUGAACACCAGUAUCGAUGCUCCUCUCUUUCGAACCCGACCGAGCAAAGGAGACCAAAUCAUCGUUAAGGCGAAAAAAACCAACAACAAACAAGUUGUGGAGAAAGCUACGUUCGAUAAUGGCCAACAAAAAGAAAUAGUUCUCUUUGGAGAUCAGAGCGGAAUUGUUAAGGAAUCUACUGUUCAAAAGAAAAAUGCCAGUAAAAUGACGGAUAGUCUUCCUGGAAGGAAUCGUCGUGAUAGCGACGGAAGUUCAGGUUCAGAUAGCAUUGUCGAAAUUGUGCAGGAAAAUUCUUGUGAAGAAAUGAUCCAAGAAUCAGAUAUGGAAUCUAUCGUCAUUUUGGAUCCCUUGUCACAAAUGGAUUUAGAACAAAUAUUUUGUGCAGUAGAAGAAGCUCAUUUGGCCAAAAAAUACCUGCAAAAUUUGGAGCAAGAGAAUAUCGUGCUGCCUGGGGAUCGUUUUAGGAUAACUGCACGGAUCAGUGAAUUGUUGCCGAAAGCAUGUUUCCCCGACAGUGAUGAUCCAAUCGGGUUGAAAAGUUUGAUUGUCGCCUUUUGCCUCGAAUGCAGACAUUUGUGGCAGUACAACCAGUUCAUAGGUUCAGUCAGUGAACAAGUAAGGCAGCCUCGAGCGCAACCUAGUGUGUCUUCUGUGGAGGACGGUGGAAGCGAAAAUGUAGUAAUUAACUAUUUUUGCAACCCUGAAGAACAUAGCCGAAACAUUCGAAUGCUUAUCGAUGGAUGUUCCAGUAUCGACAAUUACGAAUAUGACGAAAACGUCUUUCUCAAUAGAAGAUACGACUAUAUUUGCCCAUUGUGCAAUUCAAAUGGGAUUUCGCAUUCGCUGUGCACGCUAAAACCUUCAUUUUUCUUCAGAGUGCACGCCACUCAAUUAAUCGAGAAGAUAAAUAGCCAAAAUACUGCAUGCAUUCACAUCCUGGCAUCAGGUAUCCACGCAGAGUAUUUUCUUGGUACGAAAGCGGAUCACGUGUUGAGGAGCCAAGAAAUUUGGAAACGGGCAGAACAAAGGAUAAGCAAACUUGUGCAAAAUCAGCAACCGCUUACCCUAAGUUUACUACGGUGCCAAGACAAUCCCAACGAAAUCUGUCUUGAAUUCACCAAAAAUGUUUUUGCUGUUAACCACCUGUUGCCAUGGUAAUUAUCAAUGUUGAUGCAUUUAGUCUUUAUCGAAAUUCUAUCUGUCUUAUUGCACAUUAACACGAGCAUUUUUCUUCGUUUUGGGAGCUUACCUACAUAUAUUGGGAGGGCGUUUUACAGGAAAACAGCAUGGACAAAGCUAGUGUUUAUGUAAUACAAAAACGAAGUAGAAAAAGAAAAUGCUCGUGUAAACGUACGUUUACUUUGCUUAAUAACUAUUGAUUAAUCCAGUAAGAAAGGAAUCGCCACUUACGUGUUCCGUUACUUGAGUGUAUUCUGUUUUAAGAAUACCAGUGUUUGUCAUUAUUGUCAAAUUCCGAAUAAAGAACUGUUGUAAGAAACAUAA